AUGCGCGGAGCUUUGAGAUUUGCCCUGUGGGCCUAUGCCUGGCAAGGAGGCGCUAGUGCGCUGAGCUGGCAGGACUGUGGGCUGCUUGCAGAUGAGAGGGGGCUUGAGCUUCUGGAGUAUCACCAUGAGCCGGAUCCGAUUGUGCUGGGCCAACCCUACAGCAUCACCAGGCGCUUCCGUUCUCUUCUCGACCGCCCCAUCCGCAAUCUCACAGAGAAGUUCCAGGCCUACAAUCGAAGCGGUGAAGCCUGGUCUCCAACCUUCGCGGCCGGGCCCUUCUCACGAUGCGGGGACCAGCAAUUCCAGACAAAAUGCCCUUUGGAGCCCAAGGCGGAGUUCUCGUUCCACGAGCGCCACCCUACCACCCAUGCUCAGCUCGGCGAGCACCGGGCCGUGGAGCACUACUUUGCUGAUGGUGCCUUUGUGGGCUGCGCGGUCGUCGUCUACCGCUACGUGCCCGGCAUUGUGCUCGCAUAG
This is a messenger RNA of Symbiodinium natans, 477 nucleotides long. Lineage: Eukaryota; Dinophyceae; Suessiales; Symbiodiniaceae. The record is from the annotation of a GenBank genome assembly.